Messenger RNA from Aspergillus puulaauensis, 4782 nucleotides. RefSeq names its product transcriptional regulator SIN3 (gene SIN3). Gene Ontology annotation, biological process: negative regulation of transcription by RNA polymerase II. The coding region runs from base 1 to 4782 and encodes 1593 amino acids. Gene Ontology annotation, cellular component: Sin3-type complex; chromatin. Gene Ontology annotation, molecular function: transcription corepressor activity. Lineage: Eukaryota; Fungi; Ascomycota; Eurotiomycetes; Eurotiales; Aspergillaceae. The transcript is spliced from 8 exons. The record is from RefSeq and is a predicted model, not a curated record.
AUGAACUCUGGGAACGAUAAUUGGCACUCAGGUGGCCCCCCGUCGCACCCUGGCAUGGAUCAAAUGAAUCAACCGCCUCGGCCACUGGGCUCAUUCGGCCAAAACGCAAACCCACAGCAAGCGCCUUACCAUCCUUCCGCUCAACCGGGUGCCCAUUCGCUGCCCGGGUUGGCGGAGUUGAGCCAAACCCACGGCAAUCCUCACCAACCUCCAUCCUAUGGCCAACACCCCCCUGCGCCAUCACACGGUGCUGGACACUCACUGCCGGGCAUUGGUCAGGCAAUGCAGCACCCUUCCCCCCAGUCGAUCAACCAGGAACGCGAGCGCGAUUCCAGAGAGCGGGAACUUCUCGAACGACACCGUCAAGAGGAAAUGGUACACAGGGAGCGUGAACAGCGUGAGCGUGAGCGUGAGCAGAUCGAACGUCAACAGCUUGAACGACAACGCGAGCAGCAACACCAUCCUGUUCAGAGCCAUACCGGGUCAAUUCCUUUACAUCAGCCUGUGGCAUCAAAAGUUCCAAAUACUAUCCACGGCCCUGGUGGUCUCUUGUCCAGUUUGGGUACAAACCCGACCAAUGGGCCCCAAGGCGCAAUGCAAGCGUCUGGUGGCGGACCAGGCGGGAUUUAUGGCUCUCAGAUCCCACAUGGUGAAGGUACUCCGAGGUCGUACAUGCAGCACGCUGCUGGGCCGCCGGGUCAGCCAUUGAUGGCAUUCAAUGGGACUGGGCCGCCAGUCCCUGGAAACGUUGCAGCUCUUGCCCAGGGCCAACAGCCAAUUCUAAACGAUGCGCUUUCGUAUUUGGAUCAAGUCAAGGUUCGCUUCGUGGACCAACCUGAUGUGUAUAACCGAUUCCUUGACAUAAUGAAAGACUUCAAGAGUCAAGCUAUUGAUACGCCGGGGGUGAUUCAACGAGUUUCAAACCUCUUCAAUGGGCAUCCCGCACUCAUUCAGGGUUUCAACACUUUUCUCCCACCUGGUUACCGCAUUGAGUGUGGAACCGAAGAUAAUCCGGACGCGAUUCGAGUGACCACGCCGUCAGGCACAAAUACUCUUAGCAUGCCUCGUACCCGUCAUAUAGAUGGCCCAGGCGACUUGCCCCCCUCCGGUGGUAUUGGACCUCACGGCCGUACUGAUUACUAUGAGCACUCUCGGCCGGGUUGGCAACAGCAGCCUCAAUCUCAGCAAACACAGAGCAGCCUAGCUGGGUCUUAUUCUCCAGGCUCCCGUUUGAUCGGUGGGAUGUUCGGACAGCAAACAGGACAGGGCCAGCCACAGGACCAUCAUUAUGAGUACACAGGUCAACAAGAGCAGCAGUCCUCAGGGGGUGCUGCUGCAACACACGGGCAGGACCAGCGAGGGGUCUCUCAACUCCAAGGUGCAGCGUCAGCAGCGUCAGCAGGCCUGGGCCGGCCAUCUUUGAUGGGAGCUUCUGGUGCUUCUGGCCAAGGAGCCAACUUGAGUCAGCCCAUGAAUAGUUUGGCAGGAGUUGGGUCUAAUGUCCUGCAAGGCGCGCAGGCAGAUUUGAAACGUGGCCCGGUAGAAUUCAACCAUGCUAUCAGCUAUGUUAAUAAGAUAAAGAAUCGCUUUUCAAGCCGUCCGGAGAUAUACAAGCAGUUUCUUGAGAUCCUGCAAACAUAUCAGCGCGAGUCAAAACCGAUCGGUGAUGUGUACACUCAGGUCACGCAACUUUUCAACUCCGCGCCAGACCUCCUAGAGGAUUUUAAGCAGUUCCUUCCUGAGUCCGCUGCUCAUGCGAAACAGCAGGCCGCGGCGCGUCAAGCAGAGGAGGCCGCGCCCAUGAGUAACUUGCGUGGUGACCCGAACUUCCAAUCGAGUUCACUCACUUCACAGACUCCAAAUCGUGAUGUCAAGAUGCCACCCCUUGGUAACUUCAAUGUCAAGGACUCUGCGAAAGAAGGCAAGAAGCGUAGAAAUGUGCCUGGAGCCCCUGGUUUGGGCGGAUCGGGCGUUGGCCCUGCUGGGGGAGUCGAUACUGCACGGAUGGGCGACUCUCAGGCAGGCCGCGGGCAAGCCAUGGCAGCAAGCAAUGCAAACAAGAGAGCUAAGGUUCACCACACAAAACCCUCACAGGGAGAUGCUCCACUGGUCUCGCCCACUCUUGUCCCUGCUCUACCUGAGCCUGUUCAGCCAACUUUCUCCCUGACACCGACACAAGAAGAAUUCGCAUUCUUUGAUCGGGUCAAGAAAUACAUCGGGAACAAGCAAACAUUUAGCGAAUUCCUCAAGUUAUGUAACCUCUACUCAACGGACCUUAUCGACCGACAUGUGUUAGUGAAGAGGGCAGCUGGAUACAUCGGUUCGAACCCAGAGCUUAUGGCUUGGUUCAAGCGAUUCAUGCACGUUGAGGAGCCGGAGGACAAGAUUAUCGAGCUUAAGCCGAAACAGGAACCUGGGAUCGUCAAUUUAUCCCACUGCCGUUCACUUGGACCGAGCUAUCGACUUCUACCCAAGCGUGAGCGCCAGAAGCCCUGUAGCGGACGUGACCAGCUGUGUCGCAGCGUGCUGAAUGACGAGUGGGCUUCUCACCCAACAUGGGCGUCCGAAGACUCCGGUUUUGUUGCUCACCGGAAGAAUCAAUAUGAAGACGCCUUGCACCGUAUCGAAGAAGAUAGGCACGAUUAUGACCACCAUAUCGAAGCUUGCAACCGGACCAUUCAACUUAUUGAGCCCAUCGUUCAGCAAUUUCUCGUCAUGACCGAAGGGGAGAGGGCGUCCUUUAAACUUCCCCCUGGUCUCGGAGGCCAGAGUGAAGCGAUCUACCAGCGUGUCAUCAAGAAGAUUUACGAUAGACAGCGCGGGGAGAGAAUCGUCAAAGAAAUGUUCGAGCGUCCUUGCCAUGUUCUUCCCAUUGUUCUGUUCCGUUUGAAACAGAAAUGCGAGGAGUGGAAGGCAAGUCAGCGCGAAUGGGAUAAAAUUUGGCGCGAGCAGAUGCAAAAGGCCUACUGGCGUAGUCUUGACCAUCAAGCAAUUGCAAGCAAGGGAACCGACAAGAAGCUCUUCGUCGCCAAACAUAUCCAGACUGAAAUCCAAGCCAAGCACGAAGAGAGCAAGAACCUUCGCAAGAGCGGAUUCCAGGUUCCCAAAUACCAGUUCGAGUUCUCAUUUACGGAUCCAGCGGUGCUUAUCGAUGCCACUCAUUUGCUUUUGACCUUCAUCGACCGCAACUCGGCGGGCUUCGGUGCCGAUCCGCAAAAGGUCAUGAUGUUCAUCAAAGAUUUUAUCCCAGUGUUUUUCGGCAUGGACCGUGACACCUUCCAUGUUUACAUGAACGAACUUUCUAGCGGGACCUCACCUGUUGAUGAGGGUGAAGACGAUAGUUCGGCUGCUGAUGAUACCGCAACACCGCGCAGCAGCAGCAGGAAGGGGCUUACAAAUAAGAAGAUGGACCUUCUUCGUGAUGUCCUAGAACGCCGCAGUGAAAAGGCAAGCAGGACUGAUAAAGAAGGCAGCGCUCCGGCCAGCCGCGACGGUACACCCGAUGCUGCUCUCGUUCCAUCCACACCUAUACCUGACCCGACAGAGACUUUUGACGUGGCUGAGUUGAAAUGGAUGGAGCAUCCCGGACAGGGCAACUUCAACCAACAGCGCGAAUAUAAUCUCAAUGAGACCUACGAAAAGAAGGCGCAUCAUUUGUAUGCAAACCUGAACAUUUUCUGUUUCUUCCGAACUUUUGAGAUCUUGUAUUCCCGUCUUCUUCGCAUCAAGUUACACGAGAAGGAUGCUCAUGAUGAUGUGCGCCGUGCCCUUAUUGGAAAGCCGGCUCAAGAACUCCACCUCAUCGACAAGGUUCCUACCGACUUCUUUUAUGAUACUGACCCCAAAGCCAAUCUGUACCAGCAGAUUGUGCGAAUGUGCGAAGAGGUCAUCAAGGGGGAUCUGGAAACAUCUCACUUGGAAGAAACUCUUCGCCGCUACUACUUGAGGUCUGGUUAUCAGCUUUACAAUCUGGAGAAGAUGUUUACUGGCGUCGCCAAGUUUGCUGGUGCAAUCUUCAAUGGUGAUUCAAAAGAUCGCAGUUCAGACAUCAUCAACCUCUUUUUCAAAGAGCGCGAUAAGGAGGAAACAACGCACAACCAGGAGAUCCAGUAUCGUAAGCAGGUCGAGCGACUGGUAAAGGACAGUGAGAUCUUCCGAAUAACCUAUUACCCUGGCACCCAGAAGACGACAGUUCAGCUUCUCACCCCAGAAGAUGCCACAUUGGAAAACGAAGAGUUGAGCCAAGAGGCGCGCUGGUCGUACUAUGUGUCGGCAUACACGAUGCGCGACCCAACCGAGGGAGUGCCAUUCUCCCAGAUGCGGAUGCCCUUCCUGAAGCGGAACCUUCCAGGAAAGCUGGAGCAAGAAGAAGAAUACAACCGCUUCUAUCGCCCACUCGUUCACCAAGACGGACUUAUCAUCCGCAUUUGUGCCAACAGCUAUCAUAUCCUCUACGAGCCUAGCAGCUACGAUUGGUGGUGGCGACCGAAUCUCCCUUCGGAUGAGUUGGCUGAAGAGGUGGCCAAGGAAGAGGGGGCUGUGAAGGAAAGACGGCGCGAUCGGUUCACCGAGAAGUUCGUCAACAACCCCAGCUGGGCCCAUGGGCUCAGCAAAGACCAAGUCGACGAAUCGAACCAGCGGUUCCGUUCCUGGAUCAAGGGUACGGGGUCCGAAGAGCGCGAAACAAGCGCCCCCGCUGGUUCCGGAUCAGACAAGCAGAGCCCCAAGGAGGACGUCGAGAUGCCGGACGCGGAGAAGCCUUCCGAGGCCCAAGAAUCCUAA